AUGAAUCUAAACCUAAAUCUGAAACUAUACCUAAAUCUAUACCUAAAUCUAAAAGUAAACCCAAAUAUAAAACCAAAUCUAAACCUAAAUCUAAAUCUAAACCUAAAUCUAAAUCUAAAUCUAAACCUAAAUCUAAAUCUAAACCUAAAUCUAAACUUAAAUAUAAUCCUAAAUCUAAACAUAAAACUAAACCUAAAUCUAAAUCUAAACUUAAAUAUAAUCCUAAAUCUAAUCCUUAAUCGAAAUAUAAAUCUAAGCCUUAAUCGAAUUAUAAAGUGGGUUUUUUUUUGUUGGAAGAAAAGCUAA
Molecule: messenger RNA, 306 nt
Organism: Plasmodium inui San Antonio 1
Lineage: Eukaryota; Apicomplexa; Aconoidasida; Haemosporida; Plasmodiidae
Exons: 1
Coding region: 1-306 (101 amino acids)
Source: RefSeq, a predicted model, not a curated record